CUCCCGCUCAGGGCUCAGCCGCUCAGGCCUCAGGUUCAUCUCCUCCCUCUGUUUCUUAAACCUUUCCCUUCUGUCGGACUCUCGUCUCUCCUCCCUUGCUCUUCCUUCCCUGGCGGCGAUGACUGGGCGAGCGGCGGCGCCAUUUGUCCUGUCUUCGCCCAGCCCUUUGCCGGCGACGAGCGCAUCCUCCAGCCGCCAACCUGAGGUUCUGUGGGCUCAGCGCUCUGAGAAGAUUUACUUGACUAUCUCAUUGCCAGAUGCAAAAGAUGUUGAGCUGAAGACUGAACCUAAGGGCCUCUUUACUUUCUCAGCUGUUGCCCAUGGGGAACCUUUUAGCUUCACUUUGGAGCUCUUUGAUUCCGUACUGCCAGAGGGAAGUAAAACAAAGACAAAGAUGGGCUUGCGAAACAUAAUCUGUUCAAUCCAGAAGGAAAAGAAAGGUUGGUGGAAGCGCUUGUUGAAGUCAGAGGAAAAGCAUCCAUACAUCAAAGUUGACUGGAACAAAUGGUGCGAUGAGGAUGAAGAGUCUGCCUCGGGGGAUUCAGAUGAUGACUUUGAUGGGGCCAAUGAAGGAGAUGAAAGUGAUGAUGAUGAUGGGAUGCUAUGUGAGUGCCCAUCUUGUACUAAAAGUCCUCUCUCUCUGUCCCUCACUUCUUGAUAGAGUACAGAGGUUUAUUAAUGUGAACAAGUUUUUCCUUGAUGGAACCUACCCACUAGGCUCUAGAUGUAAACUGCACGUUUCACUCAUGACAUACAGAAGCUCACUUGAAUUUUGUUUGGAUACAGACCUUUUUCAGAGUCGCCAGUUUUCUUUUUAUUCAUUCCAUUAUCUUUCAUCUUAUGCAUGGUAGCCAGGCAAUAUUCGUUUUCAUUGUCCGCGUGCACUUCAGAGUUAGAAGAUAUUCAAACAUUAUUUGCGUGAAUUACACAACGACUCUAAUACCUGCCCAGUAAACAAACUAGCAAUCAUUCAU
Molecule: messenger RNA, 974 nt
Organism: Panicum hallii
Lineage: Eukaryota; Viridiplantae; Streptophyta; Magnoliopsida; Poales; Poaceae
Product: co-chaperone protein p23-2
Exons: 6
Coding region: 119-658 (179 amino acids)
Biological process (GO): protein folding; chaperone-mediated protein complex assembly
Cellular component (GO): cytosol; nucleus
Molecular function (GO): Hsp90 protein binding; protein-folding chaperone binding
Source: RefSeq, a predicted model, not a curated record